AUGGCCGGCCUACCACCAACCCAGCCAGCAACGCAGAGAGCCCUCGCGAUCCCCGAGCUGCUCGAGGCCAUCCUCUUACACGUCGACACGCGCACCCUCCUCGUAUCCGCACAGCGCGUAGACCACCCCUGGCACACCACCAUCACCACCUCUCCCCUCCUCCAACGCCGACUCUUCUUCCGCGCCGACCCAGCCGCCACCCCCGUUCCCAUCACAAGAGUUGCCACCUUCGACACCACCGAACGCACCCCCGGCCUGCGGCUCGCGGACCUCCUCUUCCGCAUGCUAGAUUGGACCCCUCGCGGCGAACAGGCCUUCACGCGCGGCGGUGCCGCCGCCGCGUCGUGGCGCCGCAUGCUGCUCCGGCAGCCACCGCUGCACACGACCGUCGGGUUCGUCGUCGGCGCGAACUGGGGCGGCGAAUCCGCAAUCGCGCGGUGUUGGAUCGUUCAGGGCGGCACCACCAACAACUCAAACGCUGGGGCUGGAUCAGAGAUACGCAUGGAAGACGUGGUCAGCGCCAUCUUCGACAGCGACCACGUCUGGACCGGCACCGCGAUGCCCCGGUUCGCGGCGUUCUGCGUCUACUGGGCGCCGCUGCCGGCGGCGGUCGCGCAGCUGAGAUUGACGACGGACGACGCGGCGGGGCGGACUAUGGAUGAGUGGGGGCUUGUGGUGCAUUUUGGGUCUGGGUAUGAUCGGUUUGUGUUGUGA
Anthostomella pinea is the source of this 714-nucleotide messenger RNA. NCBI's taxonomy places the organism in Eukaryota, Fungi, Ascomycota, Sordariomycetes, Xylariales, Xylariaceae. The record is from the annotation of a GenBank genome assembly.